Messenger RNA from Rhagoletis zephyria (snowberry fruit fly), 3030 nucleotides. Its product is annotated as protein bunched, class 2/F/G isoform-like. Lineage: Eukaryota; Metazoa; Arthropoda; Insecta; Diptera; Tephritidae. The record is from RefSeq and is a predicted model, not a curated record. Gene Ontology annotation, biological process: positive regulation of cell population proliferation; negative regulation of apoptotic process. Gene Ontology annotation, cellular component: cytosol; nucleus.
UCAGAAUCAGCAUCAGCACACGAACCAAGCGCAGACGCAGCAAGGACAUACGCUUACCAUAAUGGAUCAUCAUCAAUUCUCGGAUAUGUUCAAGAGCAACUCCAUAGCAGCGCAACGCCGCAACACCAUACAGUCACACGGUCCCAUACGUGCCGUCAGCACCACAUCGAUUAAGAAGCCACCCCUGACUAAAAUGACAUCGCUUACAAAUGCAAAUGCCGUUGGCGGCGGCGGCGGCGGCGGUGGCGGUGGAGGCAGUGUUAGUGGCACGAAAUCCACCAGCACAAGCGACAAACAUCACCCACACCAUCAUCAUUAUCACCCACAAAGCGCUCACCAUUCGUCGCUUCACCAUCACCAUGGGAACAGCGCUACCAACCAUCAUCACCAUUCGGCUUCCACAGGUGCUAAUAGUGGUGGCAGCACCACAAAUGCUAUACAACGUCGCACCAGUGAAAGUUUGCGUCUGAACGUUUCAGCUACUGGUAGCACUAGUGGUAGCGCCGGUGGUGGUGGUGGUGCUGGCGGCGCUCGUGGUCGUGAUGGAUGUGGCGAUAGCUCGGCCACUAAUUCGUCCACUCCGAAUCUUUCGAAAACGACCAGCAGCAGCAGCAUUCACUCGAACACAACCCAAAAUAGUUCCAGUUCGAGCACUUCGAUUGCACCACAGUCAACAGCCACCACAGCAUCGACAUCGACGAAAGUCACUUCGCCGAAUAACAAUGGUGGCGGUGGUGGAGGUGGUGGCGGUGGUGGCAGCAGUUCGGCCAGCACCAACACUAGCCGCAGUCAUCACAGUCAUGGGCACGGCGCCGGUGGGGGUGGCGCUGGCGGCAAUCAGCAUCAUACAACUGCCGCUUCACAGCCAAGCAGAAAACCAAAGACGACCUCAUCGUUUCAGAUUACUUCCGUGACUGUCGGACAUCCCAAAGUGAAUUCCGACAAUGGUGAUGAGUCAGCCGACGACUUGGAUGAAUCUCAUACAGAUGACAAUAGUCGUGUCACCGAUCUCGAUAACGAGACGCCUUCAAUGUCCGAGGAUACAUUCUCCAAAGAGGAGGUGUAUUUCUCCAAUAAUGCAUUGAGCACUACAGCACCGGUGAUACCGACCAGCUCACAGUAUGGACUUGUUGUGGUGGAUCCCAUUGGUCCGUCGCUCGGUCAGACCAUACAAAAUGUGCAGGUUAAUGUCUCGGACAACAUUAUAAAUGUGGUGAGUGCAGCUGUAACGCCAGGUGGCAGCAAGAAAAAGGAUGACAUAAAGGAGACGCAGCACCGCAGCGAGCGUUUCAAGGUGGUUAAGAUCGAGUCGACUGAGCCAUUUCGUCGUGGACGUUGGAUGUGUAUGGACUAUCUCGAUCACUCAACUGUGGGCACCGGCGGUAAGGAGGGCGGCGGUGGCAACAAUAAUGAAAAGACUGGUUCCUCCGAGUCGGGUAACGGCAAUAGCGGUGAACCGGCAAAAACUACGCAAAGUAUGAUAAUUGGUACGGGCGCUGCACAGCUGCUCGAGAAUCAUGUGGAUGCGGUUGGUGGCAAUAGUUUGCAGCUGACUACUGGCGGUGGCGCAGCGGCUGAUAGUAACUGGAAUUUUAAUGAAGGUACCGGUGGCGCUGGCGGUGGCGGUGGCGGCGGUGCUGGUGGCGCAGUUACGCCGGCACAACAAUUGCAGCAGCAAAUGUCUGCGCCAGCGGGCAUUGCUACGGCUCCGGCCACAGUGGUGCAUGGCAUGCAACAAUUUGUAACCGAUACUGCCGGUUCACAGCAGGCUCAGUCAGCAUCACAACAGCAGCAACAGCCGGAACAACAACAACAACAACAACAGGCACAGCAAGUGUACGCGGAUAAUGGGAAUGGAAAUAAUACGGAUGGUGGCGCAGCCGUGCAGGAAGUCGCACAUGGCCAAACAUUGCCCAUGGACUAUGCCACUGUUGCUGCACAGCAAUUGCAGCAAUCGUUGCAGCAACUGAAGAAGCAAGAGGAGGCGAUAGCAGCCUCUGAGGAGGCUGGCACUGUUUAUGUGCCACCACCAUUACAACAGCAACAACAACCGCAAACACUUCCCAGCGAUUUCCAGUUUGACAGUAGCAAUGUUGUCAAUCCAAGUGAUAACAACAAUGAUGCAACUAGCAUGCAACAGGUCGAAACGGCUGCUCAGCAACAGCAGCAACAACAACAACAAAAAAUGCCAACAACAUAUGUUGCUCAACAGCAGCAGCAGCAGCAACCACAAAGUGACGUAUAUAGCCAACAACAACAGAACUUCCAAGCUGCACCUACACAACAGCCGCAGCCGCAGCCGCAGCAGCAACAGCAACAACAGCAACAGCAACAUCAGCCUUCUACUUCGCAAAUAAUAGCCAACGAUAUGCAACUUCCGCCACAACAGCAACAACAACAGCCUCAAUCCGUCUCCGCACCAACAUCGCAGAUCGAUGGUGUCGCUGUUCAGCAACAACAACAACAACAACAGCAGCCACCACAAACAACCCAACAGUUCCAGCAACAACAACAGUCACAGUCACAACCGCAAUCACAGCCGCAGCCACAGCAGCAGCAGUCACAUCCACCGCAGUAUCAACACCAACAAUCUGCGCCAGCUGGUCAAACGAUGCCGCUGCAAAUGGCAAACUAUGAGUUGCAACAGCAGCAUGCCGGCGAUCAGCAACAACAACAGCUGCAGCAGAGUGCGCCGCCAACGAUUGCCGAUCCAAAGGUGCUUGCGGCUGCAAUACAAGCACAUCAGCAGCAGAAGCAGCAGCAACAACAACAACCAUUAUCGCUUGACAAUACCCAAAUUAGUAACCCAGCAACAAUCGCGAAUACAAAUAAUGAGACAUUGCAAUUGCAACAACAACAUCAACAACAACAACAACAACAGCAACAACUACCUAGCGCUAAUAACUUGAACAAUGCGAGUGCUAAUGCCAAUGACAAUAGCAACAAUAUUGCUGGCGCAAAUACGCCGCAGCCAGCUGCAACAACAACCGACGAACAACAAGCACAGGCGCAGUCGCAGUCGCAGUCACA